Molecule: messenger RNA, 1315 nt
Organism: Colletotrichum destructivum
Lineage: Eukaryota; Fungi; Ascomycota; Sordariomycetes; Glomerellales; Glomerellaceae
Exons: 3
Coding region: 36-1031 (331 amino acids)
Source: RefSeq, a predicted model, not a curated record
UGUUUAACCAAGCCGAACUUUGGGUUCUUCCUCUUAUGUCUGCUGAAAGAGCACCAGAAACUUCGGUCGAGAUGACCGAAGCAUACACUCCCCAGACCGACCAGGCCGGCACUGUCACGUCCUUUAUUGCACUCCCGACGGUCUUUACACCGCCAUCCAGCUGUUCGACUAUUUACCGGUUGAACAGGUUCAGUCUCGUUGCCUACGAUCCAGGUUUCGGUAUCGAUAUCGACACCCGAGUACAAUGUGUUCCAGCAGCAGUUACAACAUGCAUUGGACCCUUGGCAUGCCCCGAUCGAUGGACCACGGUUGCAACGUCUAUCAAAGACAAUCACAGCACACUCGCAAUGUGUUGUCCGCCGGACUACACUCUCGCAAAUGGGCUAUCCGGUUCGAUCAUGGGCGACUGUCGGUCCAAUCUCUUAACCGACGCCGUCAUAACUUAUGCGUCAACACACUUCACCAAUAGACAAGCCUGGACAAUGGCAACGACAACAAUAGCGAGACCAACGUACGUCGGUGCCAUUGCAAUUCUUGGUUGGACUCUGGAUCUCGCUGCAUCCGAAACUGUGUCAGCUACAGCGACUAGCUAUGACGGAACUACGGCCACAACAGUCAUUCUCGGGCAAGUCGAGACAGCUACCAACGGCCCUCUCCUUACGACCACGAUACCCAACCCCUUCCCCACUACUACUCGGUCAGCUCUUAAAGCAACUGAAAGCUCCGCUGUUUCAGGCCUGCCGCUUCCAACUGCCAUUGGUAUCGGUGUCGGUGCUGGAGCCGUUGUGAUAUCUCUUGCUGCACUUGCGUUCUAUCUCUGGCGCAGAAGGCGAAAACAACAAUGCGGUUCCGAGGCACCGCCGAUAUCCGAGUCGGACCCUUCGAUAAUGAUGGAACCUGACAAAUAUUCGUAUGCUACACAUUAUCACGAGCUUUACGGGCAGCAACACGAGAGACAUCAGGGACCGACUGAGAUGUUCGCCCCGCAAACCUUCGCUGAGCUGGAUGCGAACGUUCGUGAGAAGAGGUAGACAAGGGAUGGAAGAUAUGGUUUAUAUUGAGGCCUAACAAUUCUUCUUGGCUAUUACGAAGCGAGUUUUCAAUGUUUAGGAACUUGAGCGAUUUUGAUGAGGGUGAUUUUGAGCCUGUGGUGUUCAUCCUGGGUUGAUUUUUAGUUCAGACAUUACGAUACCAGACAUGUUCUCAGGAAUUCAUUGCUUUUCUGUCCAUGUGUGUUGACUCCCUGUGGCAGCAGGAGAAGCAUUCUCUAUAGCAGGAGGUAUCUUCGCGCCACCUAGCCAGGAAUAUAUUCCCU